UGGCGUGACGUCACCUCGCCGCGCUCUGAUUGGAGGAUGGCUCCGGGCGGGAGCUCGGGGGUAAACAAAGCGGUGUCGUCUUUUCUCCGCAGCCAUUGCGGAAGGCCUUUUCUGUGGCUCUCGGAAAUCCACUGCUAGUGCUUGAACGAAGACGCGGCAUACGGAAAAAAGAGACCGGAAAUACCUCGAAAUGUACGUUACUUCGUUUGACGCGAAAGAAUUUACCCUGGGAGCAUACGAAGCAUCAAUAUGCGUCCCGGUCUUCGGCGGUGAGAUGUUGAUGUGAGCCCCCCCAACGUCAGCACGGUGAUGUGCGACGCGAGUGAGCCUUUCUACUUUUUGGCGGAGACCCCUUUUCGCCAGCAAGUGUCUCGGUGUCUCCGUGAAGCACCGAAGUGUAGCUACAGCCCUCUUCGGCGAGCUGAACGGGCUGCUGAGCUUUCGAAGGGCGAUCUCCCGCAGCGCUGGAACCCGGAGAACCGCGCCAUGGCGCUCGCUGAGAAUCCACCGGCUGCCGGGCUACUGAAAGGGCCCUCUGCUCGGAGGACAUGUUGCGGGCCCUGUGUAAUGCCCUCGGCGCCUGUGCGACUUCAGGGGGUCUGCGUUUCACGGCCCCGUUACCAGCUGGGAAAUUCUCCAUGGAGGGGACGACAUCCUGUCCAGCACCAGCUUCACCAUCUGGGACCAAGUGCACGAGGGGUCGCACUGCAAGCAGAUGAAAGGAGGGCACUGCGACCUUGAGGUCAAGCUUGUACAUCUACCAUUACAGUCCUGAAUGGAUGCCAAUUGGUACUGAUGACCUUAUGAAGGUGAAACGUCCCUGGAUCUAAAGGGAAAAUUUGAUUGAAGGCGAGCUGAAGUUGUUUCUGACUUUAUCCUCUUAUGACUUGAAAGUAAUCUGCCUACUUCAUGAAUAUUGAAGAUGCAGAAUUUGUUUCCGUAACUGUCCCACUUCAACGUAAUGUGCACAUUGAAACCUGUUCCUUUUCUUUUUCUGCUUUCCGGCGAGAAAAAAAAGCCAACGAAUCUCCCUUUUCCUUCUCGCAAUGGGGAGGUGUGCAAGACUGAUUGCAUAUUUUAUAUAAGCAAUCAGUUUCAUAAGUGAAUGAAGAUAAAAGCAGAAUACAUGUUCACAGAUUAUUUGUGAAUUCUUAGACUUGCUGAAGUGAGUAGUUUAUGUUCGAGUCAUGUAAUUAUGAAGUCAAAACCAGAUUUAGUGCAUUUUUAAGAAGCCUUUUAGACCUGAGAGUUCUGUUUUGACUCAGCAAUACACAACUCACCUUUGUUAUUCCUAUAGCACAGCCGAAACUAUAAACAUGAGCAUGUUGCCUGACCAAUGCUUGAACUGCCGUGAAAUCGACGAAGUCCCUAUCCUUCGAGAACAAGUGUCAACGGGGAAUAGUCGAAAGACCAGGGUCAAGUAUGCACACACAUACUUGAUUUCAAGCUUGCAGAUUGAAAUAAUUGUUUAUUGAAUCGUAUCCAUUCUUACACCUGUUUGAGAUUGUAUUGGUUCAUAUUCACAG
Molecule: messenger RNA, 1526 nt
Organism: Ixodes scapularis (black-legged tick)
Lineage: Eukaryota; Metazoa; Arthropoda; Arachnida; Ixodida; Ixodidae
Exons: 3
Coding region: 310-741 (143 amino acids)
Source: RefSeq, a predicted model, not a curated record